Tigriopus californicus is the source of this 2184-nucleotide messenger RNA. RefSeq lists its product as uncharacterized. Gene Ontology annotation, molecular function: protein binding. The transcript is spliced from 3 exons. Lineage: Eukaryota; Metazoa; Arthropoda; Copepoda; Harpacticoida; Harpacticidae. Bases 564 to 1667 code for a protein of 367 amino acids. The record is from RefSeq and is a predicted model, not a curated record.
CCUGACACAAUCAUUAAUUUGGGCUCGAGUGAGUCAGAUUAUUUCAGAAGUGAAGAUCUGUCUUAAAUUUGCAAAAAGCCAAUCAAAUUAAAAUCAAUCAGGCUAGAUCAUCUCUCCAGGCUUCAAUGCAUUCCCAGAAAGCAAUUUGGGUAAGACCACAGUUCAUUGGACAGUCUAAAGUCAUACAUGAACACCAAACUAUAUUCAUUGACUAUGAUCUAUUUUCUUACUUAAUGAGCUGAUUACGGAGAUUCCACUUUGCCCACCAGGAGUUCUGAUUUUUCUUGGUAAUGUAUAAUAAAAAAGUAACUGGAAUACUCAUUUCUGCUUGUAAAUGCUUCUUUCCUCUCAACUGGAAUGGAUGCAAUUUACACUCGGUUCAAACGAGAUACGGAAAUUAAAGGCUUCCAACGUUCGGCUGGUCGUUUUGCAAUAAAGAGGAAAUUAAAUGGACUGAGUGCUGGCCUUAAAAGGCAACUUAGUAAUAUCGAUAUGCAGAAGUCUCAUGAAUAGGAUGCUGAAGACAAGUGCGAUAACAUGCUUGGAGGACGACACUCAACACAAUGGAAAACUUGAACCUGAUCGAAAUUACGAGCAAAGCCAAAAUAUAUCGGAGACAUCAUUGUGUUCUCACAUUGGUUAUUGUGGUGUUGUUUGUUCUUUGUCUCGGCUUUAUUAUUGCUGAUAAAGUGUUUAUUCACUUUUUUCAAGACCAUCAUCAUAAGGAAGAAUCAAUUAAAUUAAGUGGAUCAAGCGGAGUAACGUGGACCAUCGGUGGGGACGAAGACAAUUCGGUUGAAAUAAUCGAUAUCGGAAGCUCUGACGAUAGAAAAUGCAAACCCAUUCCCAACUUGACCUUCAGGGAUAAAGCUUACGGCGCAUUUGGCUUUUUAAACGAGGAUGGUCGGCCCGUUGUUUGUUGUGGAAGGAACGAGAAUAAAUGCAUUUCGUGGACGGGAUCUGAGUGGCAGGAUCAUCCAACCACCGCCUCCAAUGACACCAGGUUAGAGCUUCCCAUAUAUCCUGGUGUGGCUCUCUUUGACCGGGAAACCCUAUGGAUCACAGGAGGGAAAUCUGUUCACUCGAAUGCGACAGUUCCGACCAGUUUGUUCUUCAAGACGAAAUAUGGAUUUGCCCCUGGUCCAAGGUUACCGGAAUCUCGAUUUGGCCACUGUUUGGUUUCUCUGAGCAACUCCGGGGACGAUAAUGGUGAGCACUCGGGACAUCUUCUGGUGGGUGGAAAACCGUUCACGAAGGCUGUUCACAUCUUCUCGCGGGGCCAAUGGUACCAACAAGUCCCCAUUUCUAAUGCUAGACAUGGAUCCGCUUGUGCCAAGGUGAACCUUGACAGUGGAACGUCCGUUGUGGUCGUGGCUGGGGGUUAUAAUCUAUAUGGAAGUUCCUCUGACGUGGAUAUGUUCUCGUUGAAAACAUUGGAAUGGACCAGAGGGACGACAAAACUGCCUUUUCCUCUCCAUUAUGGAGCUGCGGUUCCUCGAGGGAAUACUUUCUUGAUCCUGGGCGGCAAUGGAGCCAAUGGCACCAGACACAAAGACAUUCUAAAGUAUGAUCCUGCUCGCAAUGCUUGGAAGCUCUUGGGUCCACGAAUGGCCAUUCCUCGAGUCUAUUUCCUGGCCAUGUCAAUCUCGGAGAGCCAGAGCUGCUAAUGCCAAAUUCCACUCACAGACAGACAGACGACGACUGACUGAAUGACAUGGAACCAACAAGAGACCGACAAACACGAUGGACUUUGUUUGACUUGCCAAAAAUGAACCUGGUUGGUGCAAUUGUUUCCAAGGGUUGCAACACGUUUGUGACAAGAGAGAUUUUCUUCAUCUUGCUUAUUUUGAAGGAGGACUAAGUGAGACCUUCAGCGUUCCCAGUUCCCAGUUUCCAAGUUCUCCUCUCUUCGAUCCUGCCCCAAGGCUGUCCUAUGUUAAACAAACCGUGAAAGGAACGAGGGAAAAGUGAAAGAAGACCAAGUCAGGAAAAAGUGAGGUAACCCUCGAUCGAGGUCAAAUUAACCGAAAAAAGGGGGAAUGGAAAUCAUUUUUGAGCAGCCAUUCCGACGGAUUUUUCUCGCCUUAAGCAAACAUUUCGUACCAAUUUUUGUGCUCCACUUGGCCCUCCAAUGGAUCGUCCCAUGAAUGCUGACAUUUCCAAUAAAGAGUAAGCCACACUGAA